This is a messenger RNA of Cervus elaphus (red deer), 7315 nucleotides long. It is a transcript of the gene FRRS1L, whose product is annotated as ferric chelate reductase 1 like. Lineage: Eukaryota; Metazoa; Chordata; Mammalia; Artiodactyla; Cervidae. The transcript is spliced from 5 exons. The coding region runs from base 158 to 1027 and encodes 289 amino acids. Gene Ontology annotation, biological process: regulation of glutamate receptor signaling pathway. The record is from RefSeq and is a predicted model, not a curated record.
AGCCUGGGCUGGGAGGCGGCGGGUGCGGGCGGCUCCGCGGCUGCGCGGGCUGCAGGCGGGGGGCGGACGCGUGCUGGCGGCGACGCAGUCCCGGCCCCGCGCCCGCGGCGCCCCCGCUGCGGCCCGAGCGGCCUGGCUGCGGGAUCGGAGCGCAGCGAUGGCGCGGUCGCGCCGGUCCUGGGCGCAGCUGCUGUUGCUCCUGCUGGCCGGGCCGGCCGCCUGUGCAGCCAGCCCGGCGGACGACGGCGCGGGCCCGGGGGGCCGGGGGCCCCGGGGCCGCGCGCGGGGGGACUCGGGCGGCGACGAGGCCGUGCCGCGCCACGACUCCUCCUACGGCACCUUCGCCGGGGAGUUCUACGACCUGCGCUACCUGUCCGAGGAGGGUUACCCUUUCCCAACUGCUCCUCCUGUGGAUCCAUUUGCCAAAAUCAAAGUGGAUGACUGUGGAAAGACUAAGGGCUGCUUUAGAUACGGCAAACCCGGCUGUAAUGCAGAGACCUGCGACUACUUCCUUAGCUACCGGAUGAUAGGGGCUGAUGUGGAAUUUGAGCUGAGUGCAGACACCGAUGGCUGGGUAGCAGUUGGAUUCUCUUCAGACAAGAAAAUGGGUGGUGACGAUGUCAUGGCCUGUGUCCACGACGACAAUGGCAGGGUCCGCAUACAGCACUUCUAUAAUGUAGGCCAGUGGGCAAAGGAGAUUCAGAGAAACCCUGCCAGAGAUGAAGAAGGAGUUUUUGAGAACAAUCGGGUCACCUGCAGAUUUAAACGGCCUGUAAACGUUCCCAGAGAUGAAACGAUUGUCGAUCUGCAUUUGAGUUGGUAUUACCUGUUUGCUUGGGGUCCAGCCAUUCAGGGCUCUAUCACCCGACAUGAUAUAGACUCACCACCGACUUCAGAGCGUGUUGUCAGUAUUUACAAGUACGAGGACAUUUUUAUGCCAUCGGCUGCCUAUCAGACCUUCUCCUCUCCGUUCUGUCUGCUUCUAAUUGUUGCCCUGACCUUCUACUUAUUGAUGGGAACCCCUUAACCACAAUGGCAGAGCCAACAGAGUCAAUGCAUUAGAAAGCCUUUAGUAUAUUUUUAAAAAAUAUUCAGUAUUAUUUUAGCUUCUAUUAUGUAAAAAAACAAAAACAAGACACAGAUGAUUCAGCUUUUUGGAAAAAAGAGCAAGCUUCUUUUCUAAUUGAAGAGUGUUGUUUAAUAAUGACCCACACUUUUAGAAAGUACUUGAAACUUUUCUAAGCACUCAUUUUCAAAUAUGUUUUCUUACUUGAGCUUUACAACAUGUCUGAGUUGGGUUGACGAAAAUGGUUAUUGCUAUCAUUAUUACACUGAUUGGAAUUUGAGACCCAAGAAGACACUCUUUUUAUGAUUCUUGUGCCAUGUAGCCUUGGCUGCUCGCAGUCAGAUAACACAUAGCGAAGCAGAGAAAGCCAGGCUUAGAAACUGUGUCUCUAAACAGUCUUCACUCUUCCAACUACAGUUCAAGAGAGUUAUUUGGAGUAAUACUAACGAGAACUUCGCUGGACGGCCCAAUUCACAGUCAGCCUUCUAGGCAGAAGAACUUUCAGAUUCCCACAGAGCAUGAAGGUCUUUAGAUAUUUACACAGCUCAUGAGGAGAAUGAUGGAGGUAACAGUGAUAUGAAAAUGGUUCAGAUUUAUUUGAAAUAUCUUCUCAACUAGUAAGUAGCUAAGGGAACACAUUUUUUUAUUGCUGCUUGGAAAGGUUAGAAACAAAACUGUGAGUAUUCCUGAAGAUGUAAAAUUAUAUUAAGGAUAAAAAAUAUGGGCAUUCUUAGAAGUUAGAAUUUGGACUCCACUACCACUAUAUUUAAUAAAUUAAGGUAUUCGUUUGUGGUUACAGCUAAUUUUGUUGUCAGAAUCAACAUAUGUUGAGUACAAUUAAAUGUAUUAUAAUACACAAAUCAUCUUAAAUAUUCAAGGCAUUUUGAUAAUAAAUUAACAUUUUUGGAGAUUGUGGAAAUUUGGAGUAGAAACCUUUUAAAGAUGACAUUUUUAAAAUUAGAAAAUGCCCCAUCAAGUGAAUUUACUUAGAGUAUCCAUUCACAUGUUCAGACUUGUAAACUGGGUUAGCCGUCAGCAUAAUUUAUACUAAUGUCUUGACUUAAUGCACUUUCUUUUUUCAAAGGAACCCAAAUGUUGCUUUACUCCAGCUGUCUGAGUUAACAGCCCGUUUAGAGGGAAAGCGUCUAUGGGUGUAUGCUGCUGAGGCAUUCCCAUUGUAGAGUUCUGGAGUCUUCUGGCUCCCCACCACACCACACCCCAUUGCUUUAAAGCUGUCUUCAACUUUGUGGGUUUUGUGAUUAAACAACACUGGAGACUGUGAUUUCUAAUGCCAUCCUUGGAAUCCAUGUCGGAGGUGAAAGGCCACUUCCCCUGUGGAAAAGGCUUUCACAUGCUUCUGGAACUGAACAAAAUGACGAAAGCAUCCCAGUUCUGUGACUUUGCACAAUUUACCACUUGCAUCCAAGGGAUGCAGGAGAAAUGAUCCUCAUUGCAGAUGGAGAGAGGUCCAGUGUCAUUGAACAAUGGCUUCAAACUCAAGUCAUCUGACUCAAGUCCCAGGCUCCACCUGACUGCAGUGGCCUCAUUACGAAGCCCACCAGCCCUGGCUGAGGAUGGCCUGUAUGUCACCUUCUAAGGUGGUUGUGUAGUGGUUGUGUAGCCGUGAGGACACUGAGUGUGCAACACCCACAUUGUAAAUAAGAAAGCAAAUAUUUUUAUAUUUCACCCCCUCGUGUAUAAUAAUUCCUCUAUAAAUAGGUUAAAACUAAAUCGAGACUCAAGCUAGUCUCUGUAGCAGGAAGAGAAAGAAUAAAUUAAGGGAUUUUCCCUCUGCUUACUUUCAAGUCAGGCUAAUUGUUUCAUGAACUGUUUUUCCUUGGAUUACCAGUCUUGCAUAUUUGUGCUUUGAACUUUCAACGAUCUCUCAUUUCCAUUAGUGUAAAAUGAGAAACACUUUGAUUACCUGCACUGCCGUCUUUUGUCACCACCCCUCACCUUGCUGGGUCCCAGCAAGACUGAAUUGCUCUCAGUUCUUCAGACCCAAUUUCUCGCUUCUCUUGACAUUCCUGUGCCCAGACAUUCUCCACUGCCUAGGCGUGCUGAACUCCUAUGCAUCUUUCAGGUCACAGCCUAAGUGUUUCUUCCUCCAAUCCCCUGGACUAAGUGGGUUCAGGCCCCUGCCAAAUGCUCUCAUAGCACACUCGGCUUCCCAGUCAUUUUACUCAUCACACUUUCCUUCACUGCUGGCUUGUCCUCCCUGCUAACUCCCUAAUGGAGGGACUACAGCUUGUUAUUCAUGAUUGUAACAGACACUCCUACAUAGUAGGUACUCAGCAAACAUUUGUUGAAUGAAUACAUAAAUGAAACUACUUCGUGGCAAGUUUGGUUCACAAAGCUUGUAUUUCACAUAUAUUGCCAGACUGGCCAACAUUUUUAUGUUCUUCCUGUGGUCAUUCUCUUAGCAAACACUGAGCUUUUGUCUUUUGAAACAUAAAUAGAAAGAUCUUUCAUAACAAUGCUGUUUUGCCCUGUAAAACAGAGUUUGACAUUUUUAACAAUAAUCACUGUUCAGAAAUGAGAAUUUAUAGACCAGGAAUGCAAAACUGAAUUUCACCAUCAUCUCAGAGAAUCAUCAGUUUAUGGACAUACUAAAGUUAAAAUUCUGUAGACUCAAAUUUCAUUAAUUCUUACCUAGCAUAGGAGAAUCAACUUCUAUUUUAUCUCGGUAGUCCUUUUUCUAACAUUGUACUUGUUAUAGGGGAGAUACCCAACCAGUGUAUUUUUGUAAAUGCCCAGGUAGAAUAAUAAUAUUUGCUAAAUUUAUUUAGUGCUGUUCUAAGCACUUUACAUGGAUUAACUCAUUUAAUCCUCACAACAACCAGAGGAAGUAGAUUCUGUUAUUAGUCCAGUUUUACAGAUGAAAAAACUGAGGCUAGGCAUUUGGCAUGAAUUACCAGUGCUGGCUUCCAAGGUGGCGCUAGUGGUCAAGAACCUGCCAACCAGUGUUGAAGACGUGAGAAAGGCAGGUUCAGUCCCUGGGUUAAGGAAGAUGCCCUGGAGGAGGGCAUGGCAACCCACUCCAACAUUCUUACCUGGAGAAUCCCCACGGACAGAGGAGCCUGGCGGGCUACAGUCCAUAAGGUUGCAAAGAGUCGUACAUGACUGAAACGACUGAACAUGUACCAGUGUUGGCGAGGGCUUGAGACACCGUUUUAUCCAAUACACUUACUUUAAAAAGGCACAUGCACACCCACUCUCCACACCCAAAUUAGCCAAGUGCUUUUUUCCCCUGGGUUAGGAAGAUCUCCUGGAGAAGGAAAUGGCAACCCACUCCAGUAUUCUUGCCUGGAAAAUCCCAUGGAUGGAGGAGCCUGGUAGGCUGCAGUCCAUGGGGUUUCGAAGAGUCAGACAUGACUGAGUGACUUCACUUUCACUUUUUUCCUCCAUUAAGCAAUUUACAAUGAAUAGGAGGACUUUUUAUAGUUAGAUUUAGGGAAAGGGGUACAUUUUACUUUCUUUUUCUUUUCUUAAAACAUUUUGAAAAAGAAAAAAUAAAGCAUUUUGAUUAUUUUGCCAUUUUAGUGCUUUUUAUAUUAUUUAAAAAUAAUACACAGAUUGGAAAAGAUUAGAAUGUAUUUGUCUUAAAAGUGACUUACCUAAAACCCGGGUCUUCCAACUUAGGGCCUAGUGCCCUUUUCUUGCUUCACUGUAGUCUCAAAGAUGAAUUUGCCAACAUGAUUUCAGACAAAAUGCAGGGGCCAUAUUUCAUUAUCUUUAGUUGGCUUCUGUCCUUAAGGAAAUUGGACAGUUUGGACAACUCAGGGAUAGAUUGCAUCCCACAGAGUUUUUUUUACUACUGUUUCUGUAAUUAAGUUUACAGUCUAUAUUCAGGAUUUUGUGCUUAAGAGCUAUUAACACUGAGGCUGUCAUUCUUAGUUCUGGCCUGAGGGUCAGCAAAGUUUUUCUGUAAAGGUUCAGAUGAUAAAUAGGCUUUAAAGGUCCAGGCUUUAAAGUCUCUCAGCUGUUCAGCUGUCACAGACAAUACAUAAACCAGUGAGCAUGGCAGUGUUCCAGUAAAACUUCACUGACACAAAUUCAGAUUUUAUAUAACUUUUACAUGUCACCCAUAUUUUUCUUUAGAUUAAAAAAAAAUUUUAAUGUAAGAACCACUUUAGCUUGCAGACCAUACAAAGAUAGGCAGCAGGUUGGCCUGUGGACUGCAGUUUUCCUACUCUUGCUCUCAGCUAAAUGACCCAGGUAUCAUGAUCAGUUGCAUAGGAUACUGCCAGUAAUGUAAGUUGUUACUAGUUAACUGUAAAAAUAUCGAUGUUAGUGAGUAAUUUGUAAAAUAAAUUAGAAUUGAUGGAUUGUUAUCUUGAUAAUGCAUUCCCAUUAGAACCUGCAUUCUAAUAUAUUUUCCAGAGUUGAUGUGAGAGAGAGAGCAGUAAAGUCAGAGCUGGGUGAACAGCAGUUUUAUUUUAUCUAGGUUGAGGCAAUUGUGAAUGGCUUUUACUGUGCCAUUGCUCUUCAUGGUGGGAUUACAGUUGACCCUUAAAGAUCACAAAGGCUUAGGGAUACUGAUACUGUCCUUUAGUGGAAAAUCCACCUAUAAUUUAGAGUAAGCCCUCCAAAAUAUGUAGUUCCCACGUCUGAGGCUCCUCCUAUCCGUAGUCCCACAUCCAAGGAUGCAACCAGCCUCACUGCGUGUAGCACUGUAAUAUUUACUAUUGAAAAAGAUCCAUAUUUAAGUGGACCUGUUCAAACUAGUUCAAACUUGUGUUGUUCAAGGGUCAGCUGUACAGUGUUUCAGACUAAUGUAUUUUCCUCUAGACAAUUUUUAAGUAUUACCUAAAUCUAUUACAUUCAUGGGAUGGGAGUGUUUUACACAUGUGACAUCACCUCCUGUGUCAUAAUGGAAGUAUGUUUGAGAACCACACAAUAGUCCAAAUGCUGUGAUGGGAAUACUUUACUGUAUAGAAUUGCUCUGUUCUCUAAACAGAAUUGGUUAUGUUUAGUGAACAGUUUGAUUAUUCUCAGUGUGUUUGUAUAUACAUUUGUGCAUAUGUGAUGAGCACUGUGUUUAUACAUAAAUGCCCAUAUAUAUAUAUACCAUUUGAAAGUCUUUGUCAGGAUUGUGUCUGUUUCUGAUCUCUUAAAUACUUUAAAACUCAAGAGGUAAAACAUUGUGUGUAUUAUAGGCAAAACUACCCUUGAGUUUAUGGUAGUUUAGUUUGUAGAAAGGAUUCCUGGGUCCUUUAUUAAACUUUGCCUCCUCCACUCAACAUUCUAUGACUUGUUAAGAAUGUAUAAAGUAUCAUUGUUGAGUUUGACUUUUCUAUACAGUUAGUUAAGAAACUAAGACUAGUGUGAACUGAGUAAAUGGCAUGUUCAUGCAACCUAGCCAUGUUUUAUAUUUAAAUAGAUUCCUUAUUCAUUUAAUCAAUUAUUUAGUUUCAAGUUAUACUUGGUUGUUUUUAUAUUUAAUAGAUGAGUAUACAUUCUUUUUCAUGGAAAUAGUGGCUAUUAGUGUGAUUUUAAAUAUGAUUAAAGAUUUAAGUGAAUCAUCAAGCUCUUUGGGAUUUUUCACUUCUACUAUGCUGAUAUUACAUUAAUGUUUUCUGUUUCCCCUGGAUAUUGGCCAUUAGGCAAAUAGCUAUUCCAUUUCAUUCUUCUGGAGAGUGAUCAAUUCUGUAGGAUUAUGGGGUGUUGUGGUGGUUGUGGCAUUCACCCAGAUCAGUAAAGCCGUUAUCUUUUCAUCAGAUAGAAUGUCCUGACCACCUGGAAGUGUAAAUGCAACUUCUCCACAUGCCUUAUUCCCCCAGAUGCGCUGAUAUGCUGGAACAAUCUGGCUCCAGAAGUGUUAAUAAUACUUUUUUGAGACUUGUCUAUCAAAUACUAUUUUGUAAGAACUAUGCCUUUAAAUAGACAUUGAUGGGUUAUAUUUGUUUUAUAAUAAUUGUGUACCUAAUGUUCACUUGUGAUUGAUUUUGAGAUUUAUGUAUAUUUAUAAGCCUGUCCUAUGUGAAUUUUUACUCUAUGAUGUGUGGUAUCUUACUAAUAAAGACAUGGAUUUCUAUUUAUGUAAAGUAAUUGUAGCAAUAUUCCUAGAUGCUUCCUAAGUGAUUGUUCUGCCCAUCUGACAUCACAAAUACUCCAAUCUUUAGAGGAUUAUGUUAGAGUUAGAAUAUAUUAACUAGAUUUAAACUUUAAAAUAUAGAUUCUCAACAUGGUUUGAAAUUCUUCAGUUGAUGUCAUUAAAGUUUGUAAUUCUUUACUGCUUUACUCUGA